Messenger RNA from Zophobas morio, 481 nucleotides. RefSeq lists its product as uncharacterized. The transcript has 4 exons. The record is from RefSeq and is a predicted model, not a curated record. NCBI's taxonomy places the organism in Eukaryota, Metazoa, Arthropoda, Insecta, Coleoptera, Tenebrionidae. Bases 32 to 481 code for a protein of 149 amino acids.
AGCCAUUUACAAUUUGUUUACACAUUCCUAAAUGGAUAAAAAUAUAAAAACUAGUUUUCAAAGGAAAAAACAAGGAAACUUUUUAAGCGAUAAAGAAGUUACCAUAGACGAUGAAGCAAAGUUACGUCGUGAGAGACGUUCUUUACGUCAUAACGUCGUUGUAUCAUACAAAGAUCCUAGCGACCAUAGUGACUUCGAUACUUCCAGCGAAGAAAGCAGUUUUAAACGAUUUUCUGGAAGUGAACAUAGAAUUCAAGAAAUUAAAAAGGAACGGAAAAGCACUAAAUUUAUAAUAGACAACACCGAAGAUGAGAGCACUUCCGAGGAGUUGCCGGUUUUUGAAGAUUUUUAUAAUAAAAAAGUUAGCAUUAACGGUGCAGAAAAAGAAAAGCAAGUUCAUAACAAGUCCAAUAAAACUAUAGAGGAAGAUCGCUAUACUGGUUUUUCCAGUGAUACAAACAGCGAUUCAGAUUACGAUUGA